Molecule: messenger RNA, 444 nt
Organism: Blastomyces dermatitidis ER-3
Lineage: Eukaryota; Fungi; Ascomycota; Eurotiomycetes; Onygenales; Ajellomycetaceae
Exons: 1
Coding region: 1-444 (147 amino acids)
Source: RefSeq, a predicted model, not a curated record
AUGGAACAGUGGAUUCAAUGGAAGAUUCAACGGCGGAUUCGAUGGAAGAUUUCAACAGUGUAUUCGAUGGAAGAUUCAACGGUGGAUUUGAUGGAAGAUUCAAUGAUGGAUUCGAUGGAAGAUUCAACGAUGAAUUCGAUGGAAGAUUUCAACGGUGGAUUUGAUGGAAGAUUUCAACAGUGUAUUCGAUGGAAGAUUUCAACGGCGGAUUUGAUGGAAGAUUCAACGGUGGAUUCGAUGGAAGAUUUCAACGGUGGAUUCGAUGGAAGAUUUCAACAGUGUAUUCGAUGGAAGAUUUCAACGGCGGAUUCGAUGGAAGAUUCAACAGUGUAUUCGAUGGAAGAUUCAACGGUGGAUUCGAUGGAAGAUUCAACGGUGGAUUCGAUGGAAGAUUUCAACGGUGGAUUUGAUGGAAGAUUCAACAGCAGAUCUGGAUGUGAAUGA